GAGAGAGAGAGAGAGAGAGAGACAGAGCCGGAGGAGAGGAGACUGGAGGCUGUGGAAACAAGACGAGAGAGAAGAACUGGAAUUGGGAGAAAGACGAUUAACAGAGGAGGAGACCAGAGCAAACAAGCUUCUUCAACUGGACGGGGCAUUGAAGAGGUGUUGCUUUCCAUCUCCCAGGCCCUGUGUUUGGGCCCGUUUUGAGAGGCGCUCCGAGCAGGCUGGUCCCAGGCAGGAGGCACCAUGUCCGGGGCCUCUGUGAAGGUGGCGGUGCGGGUCCGCCCCUUCAACUCCAGAGAGAUGGGAAAGGACAGCAAAUGCAUCAUCCAGAUGUCAGGAAACACAACCACCAUCCUCAACCCCAAGCAGCCCAAAGAGAACAAGAGCUUCAACUUUGAUUACUCGUACUGGUCACAUACCUCGCCCAAGGACAUCAACUUUGCUGGCCAGCAGCAGGUUUACAAGGACAUUGGUGAGGAGAUGCUGCUCCAUGCCUUCGAGGGAUACAACGUCUGUAUAUUUGCUUAUGGCCAGACCGGAUCUGGGAAGUCCUACACCAUGAUGGGCAAGCCGGACUUGAAGAACCAGGAAGGAAUUAUCCCUCUGAUGUGUGAAGACCUCUUCACCAAGUUCAACGACAGUAAUAACGACAAUAGCAAGUCGUACUCUGUGGAGGUGAGCUACAUGGAGAUCUACUGUGAGCGUGUGCGUGACCUCCUGAACCCUAAGAACAAGGGGAACCUGCGUGUGAGGGAACACCCCCUGAUGGGGCCCUACGUAGAGGACCUGUCCAAGCUGGCCGUCACCUCCUACAACGACAUCCAGGACCUCAUGGACUCUGGAAACAAGGCCAGGACGGUUGCCGCCACCAACAUGAACGAGACUAGCAGUCGCUCCCACGCUGUGUUCAACAUCAUCUUCACUCAGAAACGACACGAUGCUGAGACUGAUAACACCUCUGAGAAGGUCAGCAAAAUCAGCCUGGUGGAUUUGGCCGGCAGCGAGAGGGCCGACUCCACAGGCGCCAAAGGGACCCGGCUCAAGGAAGGAGCAAACAUCAACAAAUCUCUGACCACUCUGGGGAAAGUCAUCUCUGCCUUGGCCGAAGUGGAUUCUGCACAAAAUAAGAACAAGAAGAAAAAGAAAGUGGAGAGUCACAUCCCUUACAGAGAUUCUGUGUUGACCUGGCUAUUGAGAGAGAACCUAGGGGGAAACUCUCGAACUGCCAUGGUUGCUGCUCUCAGUCCAGCUGACAUCAACUAUGACGAGACUCUCAGCACACUCAGGUAUGCAGAUAGAGCCAAACAGAUCCGCUGUAACGCUGUCAUCAAUGAGGACCCUAACAACCGAUUGGUCCGUGAGCUGAAAGAGGAGGUGUGUCGCCUGAGAGACCUCCUCCUAUCCCAGGGACUGGGAGACAUCCUGGAAACAUACAAGGGGCCAGCGCUUGGCACUGACAUUGCUGGUUUGAAAUUGACCAAUGCCAUGACGGGGAUGAGCCCCUCCCCCUCUUUGUCCGCCCUGUCCAGUCGAGCCGGAUCUAUCGCCAGCCUCCACGACCGCAUCAUGAUCAGCCCUGGCAGCGAGCAGGCCAUCGAGAGACUCAAGGAAACAGAGAAAAUCAUCGCAGAGCUCAAUGAGACCUGGGAGGAGAAACUUCGCAGAACAGAAGCCAUCAGAAUGGAAAGAGAGGCCCUGCUGGCUGAGAUGGGUGUGGCCAUGAGGGAAGAUGGAGGAACUGUGGGAGUUUUCUCCCCCAAGAAGACUCCUCACCUGGUGAACCUUAACGAGGACCCCCUGAUGUCAGAGUGUCUGCUGUACUACAUCAAAGAUGGCAUCACCAGGGUCGGUCGCGUGGAUGCCAGCAGCAGACAGGACAUUGUGCUCAGUGGUCAUUUCAUCAAGGACGAACACGGUACCUUCACAUCUACCACGGGACCCAUGGGAGAAAUAGCGGUCACUCUGGAGCCCUGUGAGGGAGCUGAGACCUACGUCAACGGGAAGAGGGUCACAGAGGCUACAGUCCUCAAAUCAGGGAACCGCAUUAUCCUGGGUAAGAGCCACGUGUUCCGGUUCAACCACCCAGAGCAGGCGCGCCAGGAGCGGGAGAGGACGCCCUGCGCUGAGACCCCCGUGGAGCCGGUGGACUGGGCCUUCGCACAGAGAGAACUGUUGGACAAACAGGGCAUCGACAUGAAGCAGGAGAUGGACCAGAGGCUUCAGGAGUUGGAAGACCAGUAUCGUAAAGAGAGGGAGGAAACCCAUAUCCUACUAGAGCAGCAGAGGCUGGAUUAUGAGAGCAAGCUGGAAGCCCUUCAGAAACAGGUGGACCGUUAUUACCCUGAGGUAAUAGGAGAGGAAGAGGAGGAGCCUGAGGAGGAAGUUCUGUGGACAGAGAGGGAGACAGAGCUGGCCCUGUGGGGUUUCAGGAAGUGGUGCUGUUACCAGUUCACUUCCCUCAGAGACCAGCUGUGGGGAAACGCCAUCUUCCUCAAGGAGGCUAACGCCAUCAGCGUGGAACUCAAGAAGAAGGUCCAGUUCCAGUUUGUGUUGCUGACCGACACCCUGUACUCCCCCCUGCCCACUGACCUGCUGCCCGCUGAUACAGCCAAGGACAGAGCGACCCGCCCGUUCCCCAGGACCAUCGUAGCUGUGGAGGUUCAGGACCAGAAGAAUGGGGCCACCCACUGCUGGACCCUGGAGAAGCUCAGGCAACGUCUGGACCUGAUGAGAGAGAUGUAUGACAGAGCAGCAGAGGUUCCCAGCAGCACCAUUGAAGACUGUGAGAACAUCAUGACUGGAGGAGACCCCUUCUACGACCGCUUCCCCUGGUUCCGUCUGGUUGGCAGCAACCCCCUUUUCAACGCGUGCAUGAGCGAGCGCAUGAGUGAUCCCACUCCCUCCCCCACUCCUUCCACCACCCUCUCCACCUCCGAACAAACGGAGCUGGCCGACGCUCGUCCGGAGGGACGAGGAAGGGAGGAGGAUGAGUUGGAUGCUUUGCAGGAUCUGAACGAUGAUAUAUUUUUGGACGAUCCGUGCUCGGAGCUCGGGGAUGAUGAUGAUGAUGAUGAGGGAGAGGCGUGCCGAGGCGGCUCCAGCGAAGGCCUGGAUCCCUUUUAUGACCGCUCUCCGUUAUUCAGUGUAGUGGGAAGAGCCUUUGUGUACCUGAGUAACCUGCUGUACCCUGUGCCCCUGGUCCAUCGCGUGGCCAUCGUCAGUGAGAAGGGAGAGGUUAAAGGAUUCCUCAGGGUGGCUGUACAGGCGAUCUCAGCCGAUGAGGAGGCUCCUGACUACGGAUCCGGUGUCCGUCAGUCUGGCACCGCCAAGAUCUCCUUCGAGGACCGGGAGUUUGAGAAGUUCCAGGUUGAGUCGUGCCCCGCUGGUCUGUCCCGUACUGGGGCGUCCCAGGAGGAGCUGCGUUUCGUGGAGGGGGAGGGACAGAACUCAGAGGCGGGACCCUCAGCCGAUGAAGUCAACAACAAUACAUCCGGUCCAGAUGAGUUGGAGAGCCCCCUGAAGACCAACCUGGAGGGAGGAGCUCUGGACGGAGCCCUGGAACACCUGAGGAUAGGUAACAUCUUCACCUUCAGAGUGACGGUCCUCCAGGCCUUCAGCAUCUCCACAGAGUACGCUGACAUCUUCUGCCAGUUCAAUUUCAUCCACCGCCACGAUGAGGCCUUUUCCACAGAGCCUCUGAAGAACACAGGGCGAGGUCCUCCUCUGGGCUUCUACCACGUACAAAACAUUGCUGUAGAGGUCACCAAAUCCUUUGUGGACUACAUCAAGACCCAGCCUGUGGUGUUUGAGGUGUUUGGUCACUACCAGAAACAGCCCACUGUCUGCAAGGACCUCAUCAGCCCCCUGCGUCCCAACAGAAGGCCGUUCCCUCCAGUCAUGCCCCUGUCCAAACCAGUCCCUGCCACCAAGCUGACUGCCCUGAUGCGCCCUACAGCCGGGCCCUGCCACUGCAAGUAUGACCUCAUGGUGUUCUUCGAGAUCUGUGAGCUGGAGGCCAGUGGAGACUACGUCCCAGCAGGAGUAGACCAUAGAGGAGGCAUGCCUUGCCAUGGGACGUUCAUGCUGCACCAGGGUAUUCAGAGGAGAAUAACUGUGACAAUCGUUCAUGAGACAGGUGAAGACAUCGUGUGGAAAGAUGUCCAGGAGCUGGUUGUGGGGCGUAUAAGUAACUCUCCCGAGGGGGACGAUACCAUCAUAGACCCCAACAUCCUCUCUCUCAACAUCCUGUCAGCUGGGUAUGUCAGACCCAUGCAAGACGACAGACAGUUUCUUGAUUCGGACAUGCCUAGGACAUUCUAUCGCUUCGAGGCUGCCUGGGACAGUGCCAUGCAUAACUCCCUCCUCCUGAACCGGGUCACUCCUUACGGGGAGAAGAUCUACAUGACCUUGUCGGCCUACCUAGAGAUGGAGAACUGCACUCAGCCCACAGUCAUAACCAAAGAUUUCUGCAUGGUGUUCUACUCUCGAGACGUUAAACUCCCGACCUCCCGCUCCAUCCGAAACCUGUUUGGCACCGGAAGCCUGAGGACAACAACAGAGGGUAACCGAGUGACAGGUGUGUACGAGGUCAGCUUGUGUCACCUGGCGGAUCAUGGGAGCCCAGGAAUGCAGAGGAGACGUCGGCGGGUGCUGGACACCUCGGUGGCGUACGUCCGAGGGGAGGAGAACCUGGCUGGGUGGAGGCCUCGCAGUGACAGCCUCAUCCUGGACCACCAGUGGGAACUGGAGAAACUCAGCCUCCUGCAGGAGGUGGAGAAGACGAGACACUACCUGCUCCUGAGGGAGAAGCUAGAGUCCACCCUGCUGCUGGGUCAGGAAGAGUUGCUAUCCUGUGUGUCUGUGGAGCAGAGUGAGUCCCCUCAGCCUUCCGAGGGCCACGCCCAGGACCUCAGUCUCAGCCCCACAGCUGACGCCCCCAACGAGAGGCAGAGGGAGCUAGUCGCUAAGUGUCUACGGCUGCUCGCCCACUCCUUCAACAGAGAGUACAGCCACGUGUGUGUCAGUGCCAGUGAAAGCAAGCUGUCUGAAAUGUCAGUGACUCUGCUGAGGGAGUCGACCUCUGCCACAGCCCUCAACACCCUCACCCCCUCCUCAACGUGCCCGUCAUUGGUGGAGGGAUGCUACCCCAAGACUGAAACACUCAGAGCCACCAAGCUUCGCUCCUGCUGUGCCAGCCCCAACCCUGACUGCUCACAGCGGGAUGGAGAGGUGAAGAAGUCCCCUGGUGGGGUUGCCGUCCCGGAGGUUAAACCCAGGACGCGCCGUUUUGUACCAGACAUCCAAGAGAUCCGGGUCAGCCCCAUUGUAUCAAAGAAGGGCUACCUGCAUUUCCUGGAGCCUCAUACCAACGGCUGGGUGAGGCGCUAUGUGGUGGUGAGACGUCCGUACGUAUAUAUCUACAAUACAGAGAGAGACAGCGUGGAGAGAGCCAUCCUCAACCUCUCCUCUGCCCAUGUCAAGUACAGCGAGGACCAGCAGGCCAUGCUCAAGACUCCAAACACGUUUGCUGUGUGUACAGAGCACCGCGGUAUACUGCUCCAAGCCAGCAACGACAAGGAGAUGCAUGACUGGCUCUAUGCUUUUAACCCUCUCCUGGCUGGAUCCAUCAGAUCAAAGCUCUCCAGAAGGAGAGGAAGGAUGUGAAACAAACAAUCGAACAACAGCACGUCUUAUAAAGAAGAUAGAAAACAUUAGAACGCAAAGAGACUAACCUGUAUAUAAAUCCCUGAUUACUCCUAUGCUUAUCCCACCGCCCCGCCUUCCAUCCUACACUAGUAACCUGCUCUUCUUCCUUCUGCACACUUCUCACUUUAUCACAAGCUGACCACCUGUGUAUCUGAGGCCUCCAUCAUCGUUGUGUGUCUGUCGGGCCUGUACUGCUGUCUGUCUGUGUAGGCUUUAUCAUCUGGUUAACCCCUCUCCAAGGCUGUGUGACCCAAAUGGCACCCCAUUCCCUAUAUAGUGCACUAGUUUUGGCCCAAAUGGCACCCUAUUCCCUAUAUAGUGCACUAUUUAAAAAAUAAAAAAAUCCCAAAUGGCACCCUAUUCCCUAAAUAGCGCACUAGUUUUGGACCAAAUGGCACCCUAUUCCCUAUAUAGUGUGCUACGUUUGACCAGGACCCAUAGGGCUGGUCAUAGCUACCGUAUGAAUAACCCAUAGGGCUCUGGUCAAAACUAGUGCACUAUAUAGGGAAUAGGGUACCAUAUGGGUCAAAACUAGUGCACUA
Messenger RNA from Oncorhynchus tshawytscha (Chinook salmon), 6245 nucleotides. It is a transcript of the gene kif1aa, whose product is annotated as kinesin family member 1Aa. Gene Ontology annotation, molecular function: microtubule binding; ATP binding; microtubule motor activity. Gene Ontology annotation, biological process: microtubule-based movement. Bases 241 to 5661 code for a protein of 1806 amino acids. NCBI's taxonomy places the organism in Eukaryota, Metazoa, Chordata, Actinopteri, Salmoniformes, Salmonidae. The transcript has 48 exons. The record is from RefSeq and is a predicted model, not a curated record.